AUGAGCUCAAACAACGCGAGUGCUUCUGUCCCUGCGGAGACACCCCACAAAGGAGACAGACACCACAACCUCAGCAUACACCUGAAGCUCAGCAUACACCUCAAGCUCAGCAUACACCUGAAGCUCAGCAUACACCUGAAGCUCAGCAUACACCUGAAGCUCAGCAUACACCUCAAGCUCAGCAUACACCUGAAGCUGAGCAUACACCCCAAGCUCAGCAUACACCUGAAGCUCAGCAUACACCUGAAGCUCAGCAUACACCUCAAGAAAAAGAGAAAGAAGUUCAGGAGACAGUUGGUGCAGCAACAAAGAAACUCAAUAUACACCCGAAAGGAGACAAAGAGGGAUAGAGAUGCUCCUAAAAGGAGACAAACAAAGCUGACUAUACACCUGAGAGGAGACAGAGCAACUCAGUAUACACCUGGGAGGAGACACAUCACUCCAUUGAAGCAGCAGGGGGCAGAGCAGCAGCAGCAGCAGCAAGAACAGCAGCAGCAGGGAAAGCAGCAUCACGAGCCGCAGCACGUGGAGGACAGCAGCAGCAACCGAAGCAGCAGCAGCAGCAGCAGAAGCAGCAGCAUGAAGCGCAGCAGCAGCAACAAGAGCAGCAGCAAGUCGAGCAUCAGCAGCAGCAGCAGCAGCAGCAGCAGCAUCAGCAGCAGCAGCAGCAGCAUCUGCUGCUGCAGUAGCAGCAGAUGCUGUAGAUACCUGCAUGCAUGCGAUGAUAGUAUCUAG
Eimeria mitis is the source of this 735-nucleotide messenger RNA. RefSeq lists its product as uncharacterized. The coding region runs from base 1 to 735 and encodes 244 amino acids. The transcript has a single exon. The record is from RefSeq and is a predicted model, not a curated record. Lineage: Eukaryota; Apicomplexa; Conoidasida; Eucoccidiorida; Eimeriidae.